Molecule: messenger RNA, 1467 nt
Organism: Oncorhynchus masou masou (cherry salmon)
Lineage: Eukaryota; Metazoa; Chordata; Actinopteri; Salmoniformes; Salmonidae
Product: la-related protein 6-like
Exons: 4
Coding region: 1-1467 (488 amino acids)
Biological process (GO): RNA processing
Cellular component (GO): nucleus
Molecular function (GO): mRNA binding
Source: RefSeq, a predicted model, not a curated record
AUGUCCUCAGCAACCUGUGUUUCAGAGAACCCAAGGCAAAGCCCUUCCACGCCAGGACGCUACCCAGACAUACCCAUGUCUCCAACUGCCCUCUCUAAAGGCGACACACUGAGUUGCCAGGAUGGGCUCUUCACUAAACUUGCUAGCCAAUCGGCGGAGUCCUCCAGCGUGACAUCAGGGUCAUGUGACCUAAGCAGGCAGAUCGUGUCCCAGUUGGAGUGCUACCUGUCCAAUGAACACCUGGCAGAGGAUGGCUUCCUGCUCAAACACGUCCAGAGGAACAGGAUGGGAUACGUCAGCCUCAAGCUGCUCACCUCCUUCAAAAAGAUGAAGGAGCUGACGAGAGACUGGCGCAUCACCCUGGCCGCAGCGCUGUGCUCUGAUUCGCUGGAGGUCAACAGGGAAGGGACCAAAGUGAGGCGCAGAGAGCCUCUGCCUGAUUGGCUGUUGAGUGCCCCUAACAGCAAGCUGUUACUAGCCUGGAACCUGUUUGGGGAAAACACAGGAAGUGACAUCUCUACCCUCAGCAGCUUGGACCAACAGGUAGUCCUAGCGAAAGCUCUGAAGCUGUUCAGUGCCCAUGCUGCCGUGGCCUCGCUGCGUAUCCUCCGUCCUGGGAAAGAGCUCCCCGUGGAGCUGAGACGACAUGCCAGGAGGCAUGCCGAGCUGGGCCGCAGGACGUGUGCUGUGGUGGAGUUUGAGACCCUGGUGGGGGCCAGGUUGGCCUACCGAGCCCUGCAGAGAGGAGGAGUAGAGGGGGCCGGGGUUUGUGUCGCCAGCCUGGGCAGCCCUGGCACGCGCUCACCCCACUCCUCGUCCCACCCCACCAACCGGCAGGCGGAGAAGGAGGGUGAGGAGGACCCCAAGCCAGAUGGAGGCCCCGAGGUGACUAAGGUGUCCCAGAAAAAUCCCAAGGUGAAAUCGAGAUGUUUCACCAACAGCUCCCUGAAGGAUCCAGUCCCGUCUAGAUGUUUCAUAAACGACUCUAUGAAGGAUCCGGAACUACUGAAGAGCUUAGAGUCUGACCCUGCCCCGGCCCAGGCCACAGUCCCAACCCUGGGUUCAGCCCCAGCCAGGCUUUCAUGCAGAAGGAUCCAGCGCUAUAAGUCCCUGGACAGCCCCCUGGGCCAGGAGGGUCAUUGCCAAACAUCACAAAGGGAUAGGCCCUCCUCCUCGGACAGCCAUGCAUCCCGCGUCCCCCUGGUCCUGUCUAGGCUCCGAGACUCAAGGUCUGGAGGUGUGGGAAGGAGCAGGUGCUCUGGGGACCAUGUACAGGAGAAGGUGGCCUGCCCCUGGGUGCAACGCCAGAAGGUGGCUACUAGCGUGGCCCUACUCCACCCGGAAACCCCGGGCAAGCUGCGGAGACAGACUCUGCCCCUGAGGGUGGUGCGUAUGCCCCAAGGACCCUACGGUACCAAGGGCUUCUAUGGAGGCAGGGGGAGAGGGAAGCUAACUCAGCAGCAGUAA